Messenger RNA from Nestor notabilis (Kea), 630 nucleotides. RefSeq names its product dysferlin-like. Gene Ontology annotation, molecular function: calcium ion binding; calcium-dependent phospholipid binding. The annotation marks the transcript as partial. Gene Ontology annotation, cellular component: cytoplasmic vesicle; T-tubule. Lineage: Eukaryota; Metazoa; Chordata; Aves; Psittaciformes; Psittacidae. The record is from RefSeq and is a predicted model, not a curated record. The transcript has 4 exons. Gene Ontology annotation, biological process: macrophage activation involved in immune response; plasma membrane repair; vesicle fusion.
GAGCACUUCUGGAGCUUGGACAAGACAGAAAACAAGAUCCCGCCACAGCUUAUCCUCCAGAUCUGGGACAAUGACAAGUUCUCUUUUGAUGACUAUUUGGGCUCCAUUCAGAUGGAUCUCAACAGGAUGCCCAAACCUGCCAAGACUGCUGAGAAGUGCUCCUUGGAGCUAGUAGAUGACACCUGGUCUUUAAGCCACUUUGUGUCACUCUUUGAGCAGAAAACAGUCAAGGGAUGGUGGCCCUGUGUUGCUGAGCAGGAUCAGAAGAAGAUCCUGGCGGGCAAAUUGGAAAUGACUUUGGAAAUUGUGGCCGAGCAAGAGCACGAGGAGCGGCCGGCUGGGAUGGGUCGGGAUGAGCCAAAUAUGAACCCCAAGCUGGAGGACCCCAAGCGCCCGGAAACCUCCUUCCUCUGGUUCACCUCCCCAUACAAGACCCUGAAGUACAUCCUGUGGCGGCGGUACAAGUGGGUGGUUAUCCUGGCCAUUGUGCUCUUCAUCUUGCUGCUCUUCCUGGGAAUCUUCAUCUACGCCUUCCCGGUAAGACGGGUGUGGGAGAAGAACGAGGUUGGCUCUGUGGUGACAGAGAUGGUCCCAGUGCAGGUGGCUGCGAAGUGCCACGGUGGUCCCUGA